AUGCAGACGGUUUUCCCCAAAAUAGGAGAGAACAGUGCAGGGAGGAAACCGUCAGGGGAGGAACUGAUGUACUCGGCGAGAGCUAAGAUUGUAAAACCUCCGGGUGAAAAGCCUGAUGAGUUCGAGUCCUCAAUAUCUCAGAUGUUGCAGACUUAUGCCUAUAAUUUCACAGUUCACAACAUAUUGAUUUUUACAGGAGAUCGAUGUUGCUGGCAAGAAGGCCAUAAUUAUCUUUGUGCUGUACCACAGUUGAAAAGCUACCAAAAAAUCCAGACCCGUCUGGUGAGAGAACUUGAAAAGAAGUUCAGUGGAAAACAUGUAGUUUUCAUUGCACAGAGGCGUAUACUGCCAAAACCAACCAGAAAAACCAAGAAUAAGCAAAAGCAAAAGAGACCCAGGAGCCGCACAUUGACUGCUGUACAUGAAUGUAUAUUGGAUGAUCUUUGCUUUCCAUCAGAGAUUGUUGGUAAACGUAUCAGAAUAAAGUUGGAUGGUUCAAGACUCAUCAAGGUUCAUUUAGAGAAAACACAACAAACAAAUAUUGAGCACAAGUUGGACACAUUUACAGCUGUGUACAAGAAACUUACAGGAAAAGACGUUAACUUUGAAUUUCCAGAAUAAAUGCUUGUGUUUGUAAAGCUCUAAAUAAAUAAAGAGAAAAAAACUCAA
Ruditapes philippinarum (Manila clam) is the source of this 669-nucleotide messenger RNA. RefSeq names its product small ribosomal subunit protein eS7-like. Gene Ontology annotation, biological process: ribosomal small subunit biogenesis; rRNA processing; translation. The record is from RefSeq and is a predicted model, not a curated record. Gene Ontology annotation, molecular function: structural constituent of ribosome. The transcript is spliced from 6 exons. Gene Ontology annotation, cellular component: small-subunit processome; ribosome; 90S preribosome. Lineage: Eukaryota; Metazoa; Mollusca; Bivalvia; Venerida; Veneridae. Bases 1 to 621 code for a protein of 206 amino acids.